This is a messenger RNA of Cynara cardunculus var. scolymus (artichoke), 2433 nucleotides long. RefSeq names its product stromal 70 kDa heat shock-related protein, chloroplastic-like. Gene Ontology annotation, molecular function: ATP hydrolysis activity; ATP-dependent protein folding chaperone; misfolded protein binding. The coding region runs from base 20 to 2137 and encodes 705 amino acids. Gene Ontology annotation, biological process: protein refolding; cellular response to unfolded protein. The transcript is spliced from 8 exons. Gene Ontology annotation, cellular component: cytoplasm; chloroplast. NCBI's taxonomy places the organism in Eukaryota, Viridiplantae, Streptophyta, Magnoliopsida, Asterales, Asteraceae. The record is from RefSeq and is a predicted model, not a curated record.
AUUUUCUAGGGUUUAUCAGAUGGCCUCCUCAACAGCUCAGAUUCAUCCUCUUGGAGCCACCCCUUUUGCUACAACUAAUAACUCUACCAAAUCACUCUUAUUCGGCCAAGGUUUAAGGAAUUCUGUUUCCUUUUCACAAAAAAUAUCGUCUUUCAAGCUUAGCAAGACUAGAAGAAAUCGUGGUAAUGGUUCUCUUAGAGUCGUCGCUGAGAAGGUUGUGGGAAUCGAUCUCGGAACUACCAACUCUGCUGUUGGUGCGAUGGAAGGUGGGAAGCCUGUUAUUGUGACCAACGCCGAGGGGCAGAGGACGACGCCGUCGGUUGUGGCGUACACGAAGAACGGGGAUAGGUUGGUGGGACAGAUUGCUAAGAGGCAGGCUGUUGUCAACCCUGAAAAUACCUUCUUUUCGGUGAAGAGGUUUAUUGGGAGGAAGAUGUCGGAGGUGGAUGAGGAGUCCAAGCAGGUUUCGUAUACGGUGGUGCGUGAUGAGAAUGGAAAUGUUAAGCUUGAUUGCCCUGCUAUUGGGAAACAGUUUGCUGCUGAAGAAAUUUCUGCACAGGUUUUGAGAAAGCUUGUAGAUGAUGCUUCAAAGUUUCUGAAUGAUAAGGUCACAAAAGCUGUUGUAACAGUUCCUGCUUAUUUCAAUGAUUCGCAAAGAACAGCAACAAAGGAUGCAGGUCGCAUUGCUGGCCUUGAAGUUCUCCGUAUUAUCAAUGAACCUACAGCUGCCUCGCUAGCUUAUGGUUUUGAAAGGAAGAACAAUGAAACCAUAUUAGUGUUUGACCUUGGAGGUGGUACUUUUGAUGUUUCAGUUCUCGAGGUUGGUGAUGGAGUAUUUGAGGUGCUUUCUACUUCCGGAGAUACGCAUUUGGGUGGUGAUGAUUUUGAUAAGAGAGUAGUGGAUUGGCUUGCGGCAAGCUUCAAGAAAGAUGAGGGCAUAGAUCUACUAAAGGAUAAGCAAGCUCUGCAGCGCUUGACUGAAACAGCUGAAAAGGCUAAGAUGGAGCUUUCAACUUUGACUCAGGCAAAUAUUAGCUUGCCUUUCAUUACAGCCACAGCGGAUGGCCCCAAACACAUUGACACCACGCUUACAAGGGCAAAGUUUGAAGAACUAUGCUCAGAUCUACUAGAUAGGCUUAAAGCCCCAGUUGAAAAUUCUCUUAGAGAUGCAAAGCUAUCAUUCAAAGAUUUAGAUGAAGUUAUACUUGUUGGUGGUUCAACGCGUAUUCCAGCUGUUCAGGAAGUUAUUAAGAGCCUGACUGGAAAGGAACCAAAUGUAACUGUCAAUCCCGAUGAAGUUGUUGCCUUAGGAGCUGCAGUUCAGGCUGGUGUUUUGGCCGGAGAUGUGAGUGAUAUUGUUCUACUUGAUGUGACACCACUAUCUAUUGGGCUAGAAACUCUUGGUGGUGUGAUGACAAAGAUUAUACCUAGAAACACAACUCUCCCCACUUCAAAAUCCGAGGUGUUCUCAACAGCUGCUGAUGGGCAAACAAGUGUUGAAAUUAAUGUCCUUCAAGGUGAGAGAGAAUUUGUUAGAGACAAUAAGUCUCUUGGCAGCUUUCGACUUGACGGAAUCCCUCCUGCUCCACGUGGAGUUCCACAAAUCGAGGUGAAAUUUGACAUUGAUGCCAACGGUAUCCUGUCUGUCACUGCCAUUGAUAAAGGCACAGGAAAGAAGCAAGAUAUCACCAUUACUGGUGCCAGCACACUGCCAAAUGAUGAGGUACAAAGAAUGGUUAGUGAAGCAGAGAAGUUUGCAAAAGAAGACAAGGAAAAAAGAGAUGCGAUAGACACAAAGAACCAAGCAGAUUCAGUGGUUUACCAGACGGAGAAACAGCUGAAAGAAUUGGGAGAAAAGGUUCCUGUUGCUGUUAAGGAGAAGGUGGAGGAGAAACUUGGAUUGCUCAAGGAAGCCAUAUCUGGUGGCUCAACACAGACCAUCAAAGAUGCCAUGGCUGCCCUUAACCAAGAAGUUAUGCAACUUGGGCAGUCGCUCUACAACCAGCCUGGUGGGGCAGGGGGUCCUGCACCUGGUGAUGCCCCUGGUGCCGAGUCUUCAGAAUCAUCAUCAGCAGGAGGCGGCGGCAAGGGGCCUGAAGGAGAUGUGAUUGAUGCAGAUUUCACAGACAGCAAGUGAGGAGUUAUAUGACAUAAGCAAUCGAGGUAAUAAUAAUAAUAAGUUGAAGCCUUGGAUGUGCUCAUUUUGAUUGAAGUUGUGUAUACGGGUUUUUUUUGUCUUUUUUUUGCUUCAACUGGUUCGCAUUUUCCUUUUUCGUUCCAUUCCACGUCAGUGGCAGUUGUUUAGAGUUGAAAAAAGACUACUUUCAUAGCGAUUAGAGAGAAGUGAAAUGUAGGUAGAACCUUUUGGCACAUUGAUUUUAUUGUAAUCUUUUUGGCCGCUUGAGGAUGUCAUGGAAUUUGGUCCAUUUUUAA